Molecule: messenger RNA, 779 nt
Organism: Cariama cristata (Red-legged seriema)
Lineage: Eukaryota; Metazoa; Chordata; Aves; Cariamiformes; Cariamidae
Product: MAGUK p55 subfamily member 7
Exons: 6
Biological process (GO): protein localization to adherens junction
Cellular component (GO): cell-cell junction; plasma membrane
Source: RefSeq, a predicted model, not a curated record
CUGGUUUUAGAAGAAGCUUCCGUCUUAGCAGAAAAGAUAAAAAAACAAACAAAUCUAUGUAUGAGUGCAAGAAGAGUGAUCAGUAUGAUACGGCAGAUAUCCCAACAUAUGAAGAAGUUGCAAAAUAUAGACGACAACCUAAUGACAAAUACAGGCUUGUAGUUUUGGUUGGUCCUGUAGGGGUUGGACUGAAUGAACUUAAACGGAAAUUGCUGAUCAGUGACACCCAGCAUUACGGGGUAACAGUGCCACACACUACCCGUCCAAGGAGAAGCCAAGAAAGUGAUGGUGUCGAGUACAUUUUCAUUUCCAAGCACUUGUUUGAGACAGACGUACAGAAUAACAAGUUUAUCGAGUAUGGCGAGUAUAAAAACAACUACUAUGGUACAAGUUUAGACUCUGUUCGAUCAGUUCUAGCUAAAAACAAAGUUUGUUUGUUGGAUUUGCAGCCUCAUACAGUGAAACACUUACGGACAUACGAAUUUAAACCAUUUGUUAUAUUUAUAAAACCUCCAUCACUUGACCGUUUGAGAGAGACCAGAAAAAAUGCCAAGAUUAUUUCAAGUAAAGAUGAUAAGGGAACUGCAAAACCCUUUACAGAAGAAGACUUUCAAGAAAUGAUUAAGUCUGCUCAUGUGAUGGAGAGCCAGUACGGCCACCUUUUCGAUAAGGUGAUAGUCAACGAUGACCUCGCUACAGCUUACAGUGAGCUUAAAACCACUUUUGACAGGUUGGAGACCGAGACCUUCUGGGUUCCUGUCAGCUGGCUACAUUCAUAA